UUCUUUUGAUUCGUCAUUGAAGUAUCGUUUAAAUAUUAUCUAAUAAAUAAAUAUUUUCGAGAAAGUGCGUACUUUAAGAGGUUAGGAUUAAAAAAGGAUGGAUGGGAUAAUUUAUUCGAUGUUUCGUUUGUAGCUUAUUAUUUGUCGAUUAAAAUCCAUUCAGAUAGAAUAUUUCGGAUUAAUUACGUGCGAUUAAAUUAUUCAAGGCCAUAUAUAUAUAUAUAUAUAUAUAUAUAUAUAUAUAUAAUGCGUGUAUAUGUAUGUAUCUCGAAGUAAAUGUUUUAUCGUGGCAAGUCAUCGAUCAAUUUUAAAAUAUACGCUUUGAAUUUUCGCGCCAUGGUAGUGAACUUGUAUCGAGUGGUGGUAGUUCAUUCGUUACCAUUUAAAAAAUUUGCUAUCGAUUUAAUCUAAUUUUUUAUUUUUAUUUUUUAUACAUUAUAUGUAAUAUUAAUAAUCCACACACACAUAUAUAUAUAUAUACAUACUCUUAAGAUUUUUAAUCUUAUUAUCAGAGCUCUUUAUCUUCGUAUAUAAUAUUACAUGCAUAUCAUCAGCGCGUAUUUAUGUUUUUGCAAAAAAGAAAAGAAAAAGAAAAAAAAAGAGAAAUACAUCGAAAGUGAAGGUGAAAAAAGAAUAUUUCAUACAAAUACAUAUAGGUAGAAUUUUUUAGAAAUGAGAAAAUAUUAAUACGAUUUAUAGGUUAUUUGAUUUAAGAGAUUAUUAUUUUCGCCAAUCAUCGCUCACCUCUAUUCCCCCCUCACCGCCUCCGUCCCAUUUCGUCCCUUCUUUUCUUUCGUCACGUGUAUCGCAUUGUUGUUUUCUAUGGCUUCCGUUCACCAAGUUAGACUCGCAUUUUCUUUCCUUAAACAGUCUCAAGGGGAACGCAGUAGUCGUUCGACGUUUUCCGGACUCCUUCCGAGAUUCUUCCGGGAUUUAUUCUACGAUGGAAGAUCUUCGUUUUGGUGUAGAAGCUCGCGUGACCCGCGCGAGGCCUCCCAUACGUAUACGUUCGCCGUAGGAGGCAAAUGUGCGGUGAAGAACGGCAGCAACUGCAGUAACAGCAGCAACUUCGACAAAAAGAAAGAGAAAGAGAAAGAGAGAGAAAGAGAGAGAAGAGUCAAGCCGUUAGCUAGAAAGCGAUAAUACGUGCGAGAACGAAGGUGACCGAAGAACGUAUCUCUUCUGUUGAGUCGUUAAUGGAGGGCCGACACGAUCUCGGAAGCUAUGCCGGCUGAGAGAGUAUUAGAAAGGGGAGACGGAAGUGGACCGACAUUGCAGCCACCUUAAGGAGUACGCGUGGGAGUUUGGAUUGGCGAAGGUUGAGAGGGUGAAUUUAGCGUAAUACUUCGUUGUACGAUGCCGAUGUCGUUCGAAGCUCAUCAUCCACAUCGCUGGUUCCUCCUCCUCCUCCUCCUUCUCCUAUCAGAUCGGCGUUCCUCAAGCGGUAGUCCCUCUCCUGAAAGAAAGUGGCCCAACAUUUAAGGGUUACCAUUGCGAAUCCACGUCGUCGCCAUGGUGGACCUCCUAUGUAGCAACUCGUUGAGCCCGGGUACGUAGAGACGACCUUGAGAGAUCGAGAACGAACGAAAAAGAAAAAGACGGACAAAGAGAGAGAGAGAGAGAGAGAGAGAGAGAGAGAGAGAGAGAGAGAGAGAGAGAGAGAGAGAGAGAGAGUGAGAGAGAGAAAGAGAGUGACAAGCAGAAUAAUUUGAAUCGAAAGACAGGACACUAUGUAAGGUGUUAAACGAGAGGACAGCCUUCCGCCCGUGAAAUCAGCGUCGAGUAAUGCUGAAGCAUAUCCUGACGGGGCAACCGUCAUCAGCGGGCUCCAGGCAUCACCACAAUGACUAUCAGACGAGCUCUGGCUCGUUGCACGCCGGCCACCAUCAUCACCAUCAGCACAAUCAACAGGAGCAACCGCAACAACAACAACAACAACAACAACAACAACAACAGCAGCAGCAACAGCAGCAGCAACAACAUUACGGUGGCAACGGUAGCUGUGGUACGAUCGCACGUGGAACGUCAUCAAACUCUGCUCGGACGAACGGUAUCGACGUUUACGAAUCAUUGGUUCAUCAAACGUCGCAAAGACAAACGACGACAGGAUCGUCGAACGUUCAUCAAGCAGCUACGACACCUUCCUCGGCUCAUCGUCAUCCAUUGAAUCAUUCGCAGUUAAGCGUUAAUAAUCUCUCGCAACGGCUCAAUCACUCUCACGCCCUUAAUCUCUCAACCCUGUCGACGUCUAAGCAUUCGGUUAACAGUGUCAGUCCGGUAGUUGGUGCCAGUAACAAUGUCAACGGACAGAAUAACAAUAAUAAUAACAACAACAAUAAUAAUAAUAAUAAUCUGUCGAGUGUGCCAGGUCAGACGGUCGUCGGUGUUCAAUUGCCGAUUCAUCAGGAUAGACCGAAGGCGAACGGUGGCUUCGAUAUAUCGAGAUUAUCUAGAUUACCUAGCCAAACGACACCUUCCCCAGCACCUGUUCUUCAUCAGUCGGCAUUACAGGCCGUCCAACAACAAAUCGGACACGCUGGACCAACCGUCAUACCUCUUAACGCCUCGUGGUCAUCCUCAUUGUCGAGAAAUCAUAGAUGCCACGAGGCAGGCGUUAAGGAGAUGUUAACGAGCCUUGGAUUACUGUGUUUGGUAUCUCUGUUGCUCGCUCUACUUUCCCUGAUCUUCCUAUUGAAGAUUUCACCAUUGACGGUCACGCCGAGUAGCCUAAUCAGCCCGGAGGAGUACACGAUCGUCUACGAGGUGACCUUGGCUUUAUGCGCCCUCGCUCUGUCCUUGAACCUGUGCUGCCUAUUGGUCUGCGCGAUACAGUUCCUCUUUGCUGUUAAACUCGUCAAGACGUCGUAUCAGGGACAUCGGAGCAACAAGUACCUGCAAAAGUCGUCUAUCAGCCGUGUCUGCGCGGUCGGAGGCUUUUUCAUUAGCAUUCCAGUCUUCUUAACCGGCAUGAUCCUGUAUACGUUUAUACAGUUUCACUCGACGCCGGCUAUAGUAACGUCUGUCUUUAUCGGCCUCGGCAUUGUAUUCUGCGGAUGCGCCAUGGUCCAUAACGUCUUCGUGUGGCAGAGGGAGAAGACGAACGCGGUGAAGGCGCUAGCUCGCGAACAGUGCGAAGCGGCGGCUCAACUGCAACGUCAACAAUUACAACAAUUACAACAGAAUAAUAAUAAUAAUAAUAAUAAUAAUCACAAUAAUCAUAAUCAUCAUCAUCAUCAUCAUCAUCAUCAGUCACAUCUACAACAACAACAAUAUCAGUUGCAUCAGCAACAGCAUCAUCAUCAUCAUCAGCAGCAGCAGCAACAGCAGCAUCAGUUACGGCCGAGUAUUUAUCAUAGCGGAGGAUGCCCACCAAAAAUUGGUUCUUUAACGGGAACGAAUUCUAAUACUACGUUGGCCCAUAACAAUGCUGGUAAUAAUCGUGGCUCGCAGUAUCAGCAGCAACAGCAACAACAACAGCAACAGCAACAGCAACAACAGCUGCAGCAUCAGCAGCAGCAACAGCAGCAUCAUCAUCAUCAUCAUCAUCAUCGACACAUGUCGUCGCCGAUGUCACCGCCAUUGUUGUUGUCAUCGACGAAUGCUCCGCUGGCAUCUACGCACAGCCUUUUAAAUGUCACCGGUACGAAUCGUAAUAUAGUAACACCACCUACGACCCCUGGUGACAGGUCACCACCGAGUCCAAGCAAUAAAUUCAAUAGGUCUCAUUUAACGAGGGAGACUAGUGGUAGCGUAAGUCCUGGUUUACCGGCAGCUACCUUAGAUCUUAGCAGUGCUGCCAACACCAACAGCCCUCAUGAAUUGUCUACGCUCGUGUAAAUAAUCGAGACAUUUAAAGGAUUAAUUUCUUUCCAUUCGAAACGACUUUUUGAAAUUUUCUUCUUCUUCUUCUUUUUUGUUUGUUUGUUUGUUUGUUUGCUUGUUUCUUUGUUUGUUUGUUCUACUAACAUCAUUGGAUAUAUGUAGGUGUGCGAAUGGUGUCUUCUUGUCGAUUACGAGACACCUAAGAACUAUAUCUGACUGAUAUUAUAUAUCCUCGAUUUUCUCUCUCUCUCUCUCUCUCUCUCUCUCUCUCUCUCUUUCUCUCUUUUUUUUUUUGUUAAGUUUCUAUAAUAAUCGACAUACGUGAAUUUCUCUUUCCUAUCGUAAAAUAAAACGUAUAUAUGUAUGUAUACAUGUAUGUAUGUAUCUAUGUAUGUAUCUAUCUAUGUAUGUAUGUAUCUAUCUAUGUAUGUAUGUAUCUAUGUAUGUAUGUAUCUAUCUAUGUAUGUAUGUAUGUAUGUAUGUAUGUAUGCAUGUAUGUAUGUAUGUAUGUAUGUAUGUAUGUAUGUAUGUAUGUAAUCACUAUAUGUAUUUACUCAAGUAAGUACGUAAUUUUGUGUAUUAAUACCAAUCGACAAGGACUUCCUUGCCGCCUCUACAUAUAUGCGUUUACGAUUAAUUAUUAUUCGUUUAUCUCGUGGAGAUAAAAAAAGGAAAAAAAAAGAAGAAGAAGAAGAAGAAGAUAAAGGAAGAGGAAGAAAGAAGAAAAGGAAAAACAAAAAAGAAAAAGAAAAGAAAGAAAAGAAGAAAAGAUAUAAGAAAAAGAAGGGACAAUUAAAAGAAUAUUUUAAGUUUCGAUUUCAGCUGGUACCUGAUUUACGUAUGUCUCAUUUAUACGUCGCGUUUAUUAUCUUUGGAAUCCGUAAUAUGCGAUUGAAAUCACUUGUUUUUAUUUAUUUAUUUUUCAUUUCUUUUCUUUUCUUUUCUUUUCUUUUCUUUUUUUUCCAACGUAAAAAGACGUUCACCUUGUACAGUGGUUUAUCUUAUCGAAUAAAGAGAUUUUAAUGUCUCUUUUGCUUCGUAUCACGUUAAUGCGAUGGUAACAUCGUUUUAAUCUCUCUUAUGUUAUUUCGCGUUGGUGCUGGCACCACGAUGAAGUAGAGAAGACUGUUCGAUAUGUUCGACGAGAGAAAAGAAAUGAAAGAAAAAGAUAAAGAGAAAAGAAAAAAGAACAGAAAAAAGAAAAAGAAAAAGAAAAGGAAAAGAAAAGAAACAUUAUCAAACGUAAUAAAUAAAAUCAUUCGGUUCCAUUUAUCAUACGGAUUAUCAUUAAAGAUACACACACAUACACAUAUACACGCAGAUACAUACAACAAACACGCGCGCAUAAAAUACACAUACACAAAGCAUCACCGUGAGAUAAACGAAAUAUGUUUAUUAUAAUCGUUCGUCAGAUCAUUAAAUAGAUUUAAUGAUAUUUUUUCGUACAUACAAAACGAAUUUACGAAAUUGGACUUUACUGUUGGCACGUUAUAUCACUCCGAUUUAUUUCAAAAUGAUCUUUAACAUACCUCAUCUUCGUAAGAUAACAUAUAAAUACAUACGUAAAUACAUAUAAACGUGCAUUUAUUCAAGAUAUUACAUUUUUUUCUACGAAUGUUUGAUACUUUUUUUGUUUUUUUUUUUUUUUCUAUUUCCUUUUUUUUUUUUUUUCUCUCUCUCUGUUCAGUCACGAUCAACGAAGGAUUCUUCUUUUUCACUGAGAACGCUGCGUUUAAUCUAAAUAGAAAAAAGAAAAAAAUAUAUGGUAUACUUUGAUUCAUUUAUAUUUUUUUAUAAUUUAUAAGUUUUUUUUUCUUUCUUUUUUUUUUUUUUUUUUUUUUGAAGAGAGAGUCUCAACGGGUACUGACGUAUGAUAUACCUGUUGCAUAGCGCACGUGCAACUUUAUACAAUCCAUUUUGUAAUUUUUACGAAUCGUAUAGUUUAUAAUUAAGUUAUACGUAUAAUUUAAGAAAAAUAAACGUGGGGAUAGGGGUGGGGGGAGGGAGGGGAAGAAAAAGAGAGGGGAAGGAAAAGAAAUGUCAUUGCGAUCUGUCGAACUGUCAAUUCGAUGAAAAAGAAAAAAAAAAAAAGAAAAAGAAAAAGAAAAGAAGUUUGUUUGUGUUUUAUCAAAACAAAUAUUAAUUCGAUUCGCAUUCGAAGAGAUAAAAAUAAUAAGGAUUAAUAAUACUGAGAGGGUUGUUGUGUGUAUAUUGAAAAUAUGAGAAUGAUUGUUAAUCGAGGCAUCGCUCGUUAUUUAUAUUAUAUACGAACGAUGAUAUGUUGAAGAAAGAGAAAGAGAGAAAAGAGAGAGAGAGAGAGAGAGAGAGAGAGAAAGAGAAAAGAAAUGUAAAAAAGAAAAAUGGUCGUGCAGUUUGGAAAGGUGAGACACGCAUACAUAUGUAAUGUAAGGUAUUUUACAUCUUGCCAUCUUUUUUUCUUUACUUGUGUUUAGUAAAAAUCUCUAGUCCUAGGUCACUUUCGUUAAUGAGAAAGGCUUAGACCUUAGAAUUUUGACUAUCGCUUGACUGCGCGAUUAAGUAUUUUUUUUUAUUUUUUUUAUUUUUAUUUUUAUUCUUUUUUUUUUUUUUUUUUAUAUAUAUAUAUAUAUUCGUUACAAAGUUGGAGGGCGGUUAGGGUGAGGGUGGUAAAGGUGAAGGAGAGUAGCCCUCAAUGCGAAAUCUGAUAUAUGAUAACAAUUAUUAUUAUUAUUACGACGGUUUUUUUUUUCUUCUUUUUUUUUU
Molecule: messenger RNA, 6564 nt
Organism: Vespa velutina
Lineage: Eukaryota; Metazoa; Arthropoda; Insecta; Hymenoptera; Vespidae
Product: myb-like protein Q
Exons: 6
Coding region: 1786-3837 (683 amino acids)
Source: RefSeq, a predicted model, not a curated record